UUCAACAACAAUGAUCAUGCAAUUGCCGCUGCAGCAACAAACCCAACAUUUAACACAGCAGCAACAACAACCACAACCACAACAAUACCCACAUAUAUCACAAUCAAAUAUAUCUCAUCAUCAGCAAUCGCAGCAAAGAUAUUCUACCAAUGAUUAUCAGCAUACGUAUCAACAACAAACAGAUAUAUCACCGUUGUCACCGCAACGACAGCAUACAACUAAUAAAACUCAUGCAACAUAUUAUAGACAACAAUUUUAUGUGCCACCACCUAUGCAGCAGCAGUAUCAACAGCAAUAUCAAUCUUGUGCUGAACCGUAUGUGGUUUCGUCUACUAAUUACGUUGCUAAUAAAUCGCGAUAUACGCGACCAGUCCAACCACAAAUGCGUCAGCAACGGAUGCAUUCACAACAACAAAGGCAACCGCUAAAUCAACACAAGUUGUUUUCACAAAGGUCAACACUUGUAUCUUCACCGUCAUCGACAUCAAUCAUUUCCAUAUCUUCUGAGUCUUCAGUGGCAUCGGAAGCAUAUGAUUCAACAUCAUCGAGCUCAUCAGCAUCAAAGACAGAGCAACGCAAUGUCGAAACAAAAGACAAGAAGAAGAAGAAGAAAUCAAAACAACACAACAGCAAAUAAACGGGAUUGUGUAGAAAAGUUUUGUGGAAAUUGACAUCCCAGUCAGUUAUCGAAAUCGAAAUAUAGAUUUUAAAGUGCAACUGUAAAAUACAUAGCUCAAUGCAUGAAUCGGAAUAUAUUGUAUUUUAAUCCAUACAUCAUUUUUGAUUAACAAUGUAAGUUAUGACCUUCGCUCUUCAAUCUAUUAGAUCGUAAAACAUCGAACUAUCUCACACACAAACAGACGCACUUGCUUUAAACGUUGUAUUAAACAAUUGACAAAAGAAAAAAAAACUAUGCAUACCAACAAGCAUCUACAAAGAAAAUAUAUUAUGGAAAAACUAUUUGGAAUUGUUGCUAUUAAAGAUAAUGCGUCAUCAGCUCACGUACAUUAAGAUUGAUUAAAUUUGGUAGUAGUGUAGAAAUAGAUUAACCUGUGCCUAUAUAUAUGAGUAUAUAUUUAAUAAAUAAUAUAGCAAG
Molecule: messenger RNA, 1096 nt
Organism: Teleopsis dalmanni
Lineage: Eukaryota; Metazoa; Arthropoda; Insecta; Diptera; Diopsidae
Product: nuclear transcription factor Y subunit beta-like
Exons: 2
Coding region: 11-637 (208 amino acids)
Source: RefSeq, a predicted model, not a curated record